Molecule: messenger RNA, 9101 nt
Organism: Cyclopterus lumpus (lumpfish)
Lineage: Eukaryota; Metazoa; Chordata; Actinopteri; Perciformes; Cyclopteridae
Gene: casz1
Product: castor zinc finger 1
Exons: 20
Coding region: 335-6430 (2031 amino acids)
Biological process (GO): positive regulation of transcription by RNA polymerase II; regulation of neuron differentiation
Cellular component (GO): nucleus
Molecular function (GO): RNA polymerase II transcription regulatory region sequence-specific DNA binding; DNA-binding transcription factor activity, RNA polymerase II-specific
Source: RefSeq, a predicted model, not a curated record
AGCAGAGAGCGACAGAGAGGCAGCGUGUGAGAGGCAGAGAGAGAGCAACACCGAGAGCGAGAGAGAGAGAGAGAAGAGAAGGGGGAGGCUCCAUAUUCUUUCACCUACCCCCCGUCAAACCACAGGAAGGAGGGGCCAGACCCUAAACUGCCAAUCAAAUCCGCUCAUGGCAGCCGGCAUUAUCUCAGCAACAAACUAUUGACAGAUUACAUGUCAAGGAGUUUAGUGCAUGAUUGAAGGAAGCCUUUUUUUUUUUAUCUAGUUACUUUUCCACUUUAUUUCCCCCUCCACCAACCAACAUUCAAAUGACUUUCUGACAGAGUUGAGUAAUAUUAUGAAAGUUACAUGUCUGAGAGGAUUUAACUUCGACUUCCCUGAAUAUGCUAAAAGGAGUUUAUGCACUGAAACGACCUCAGGAAAAUCCAAGAUGGCCGCCAAAAGGAAAGGUGGCUUAAAACUCAAUGCUAUCUGUGCCAAGCUGAGCCGUCAGGUGGUGUUCGACACCAGCUCCCAGAAUGCAGAGGGAGACCAGAGUGUAGCAGAAAACAGUGAGCGUGGCAGUUCCCACGACGAUGACAAUGAGACCAACUUCCCUGAGAGCCUGAACCUCAGUCAGAGUCUGGAGGAAGACCAGAAGAGACGCGAGGCCAUUGAGAAGUGGGUGAACGGCGAGUACGGUGAUGAGCCGCCAGCACCCGGCCACGAACACGAGCAUGAACUUAAAGUCAGCAAUGACGAAGAUGCUCCUCCUCAUGGCGUGUACAUGGUACACCCCACAGGCUGCAGCGAUGACGAGGACAACGUGGAGGAGGCCGAGCCGGUGGCAGUCUCCCAGGAUGGCAGUUACCGUGACGACAAAGAAGCUGAAGACAGGCCUUCAAAAGACACCUACAUGCCACAGCGCGAGGCCCAGAGUCGCCAAGCACCUUUCUCCUCCACAGGAGAAGCAUCUGCCCUGCGAGACUAUGCGGCCAACACCAUGAAUGAAUUUUUGGGAAUGUUCGGUUAUGAUGACCAGCAGGUAAGGGAUGAGCUGACCAAGAAAAUCAGCUUCGAGAAGCUCAAAGCCGCUACCUCAGACCCCUCAUCCCUCAGCAGUGAGGAGGCCUCACGGCGUGCCCGUUUCUCAAAGUACGAAGAGUACAUCCGUAAGCUAAAAGCCGGCGAGACCCUUCCUUUGCCCAUGCAUGCUGCCCCACCAAAACCAGACGACCUCAACCCCAAACUGGCCCAAGACAAGAGCGCUACCAUGCUCCACACCUCUGGGUGCCUCCCAGGGGCCGAGGCACAGAUCUACCCCCCCAGCCUAGACCACAAACAGCCAGGAGGACCUCAGCUGGGCUCUUCUCAGUCACCAAAUCCCUCUCACAUCCAGAGCAUGGCUUCCCGAGCCUCCAAGUAUGACUUCUUUAUUCAGAAGCUGAAGAUGGGCGAAAGUCUUCAGCAGCAGAACGGUACUGCUUACAAGCGACCCUCCAAGUACGACCUUGAGAACGUCAAGUUUCUGCACCUCUUCAAGCCUGGUGAGGGCAACCCUGACAUGGGCGGCUCCAUAGCCUUCAAGACUUGCAAAGUGGGCCGGCCUUCGAAGUAUGACGUCAGAACAAUUCAGAAGCUGAUGCCGGGAAAUCCUGAGGCCUCAUUGAUGCCCAAUGUCCUCGCUACAGCACCAGGGAACCCAGGAGCUCCUGGUGUCCCCACUGUGGGUGCAGCUGGGGCCAGCAUCGCCCCAGGGCUCACAAUGGACCAGACAGGACAAAUAAGCUUCAACGCCGCUGACUACCUGAAGUCCAGCUUUUCCAAGACUGACUCCAUCACCACAGGCACUGUGUCCUCUGUUAAGAAUGGCCUGCCACCAGAUAAACCCGCCAGCGACGACAUCAACCUCUACCAGAAAUAUAUUGCCAGAGACAAAAACAUCAGGGGAAGGGAGGUAUCUUGCUUUUCAAUGGACACUGAACAAUGUCCCCCAUUCCGGAUUCAUUUUGAGCCGACACUAGAAAGGUUCUCUGGAAGUCAACACUGUGGACACGUGCACUGUGCCUACCAGUACAGGGAGCAUUACCACUGCAUGGACCCUGAGUGUAACUACCAGGUGAGCAGGUUUACCAGUAAGCAGGAUGUAAUCAGGCACUACAACAUGCACAAGAAGAGGGACAACUCUCUGCAGCAUGGCUUCAUGCGCUUCAGCCCUCUGGACGACUGCAGUGUCUACUACCAUGGCUGCCACCUCAAUGGAAAAAGCACCCAUUACCACUGCAUGCAGGUGGGCUGCAGCAAGGUGUACACCAGCACCUCCGAUGUCAUGACCCAUGAGAACUUCCAUAAAAAGAACGCCCAGCUGAUCAACGAUGGCUUCCAGAGAUUUCGUGCCACUGAGGACUGCGGCACCGUCGGCUGUCAAUUCUACGGGCAGAAGACCACACACUUCCACUGCAGGCGCCCAGGAUGCACAUUCACCUUUAAGAACAAGUGUGACAUUGAGAAGCACAAGAGCUAUCACAUCAAGGAUGAUGCCUAUGCCAAAGAUGGCUUCAAGAAGUUCUACAAGUAUGAGGAGUGCAAGUACGAGGGCUGCGUCUACAGCAAAGCCACUAACCACUUCCAUUGCAUCCGCUCAGGCUGCGGCUUCACCUUUACCUCCACUAGCCAGAUGACCUCUCACAAGCGCAAACACGAGCGCCGGCACAUCCGCUCCUCCGGUGUCAUGGGCCUCUCUUCCGCCUACAUGGUGCCAAAGGAUGAGCAAGAGGAAUCGAGCAACGAUGACCUGAUGGACUUCUCGACCAUCAGCAGCAAGAACUCCAGCCUGAGUGCCUCGCCUACCACCCAGCAUUCCACCUCUGUAUCGCACCUGUUGGCCACACCCACCACCUCUGUCUCCUCCUCCUCUACAUCGGGCCAUACCCUCAAACCCACAUCCUCGCUGUCCAGUGCGGGCCAGCGUAUGUCCAGCCUGCUGUCCCAGGCCCUGCCCAGCAACAUGCCGGUGGCCCAUGCUCUCUCCAACAGCGCCAUGGCCGCCUCCAACCCGUUCUUCCCCCUCAUUCCCAGGCUGCCUCUCCAACCGCCUCCACCGGCCGCUAGCCUGAUGUCCGCCGUCUCUUCUGGGGCUCACUCCAUGCCCACCGACUCACUGACCCAAAGUUGCUCCACAGUUGGUGCAGACGGAGCCAUGGCCUUCACCCCAACAUCCUUCGCCACCGCCUCCAUCAUGGAGAAGAUCUCUGCAAGCAAGGGUCUGAUAUCCCCCAUGAUGGCCAGACUGGCAGCUGCUGCCCUGAAGCCCUCCAACCACCUCAACAUAGGGAAUGGGCAGUCGGCUUCAGCGAGCCAGUUCAAUCUGGUUCAAGUGAAGCAGGAGCCAAUGGACCUCAACUCCACGCAGGAGCACAGCCUGGACCUGAGCAAGAAAGACCACAGUAAUGAAUCAAACGGACACCCUGUACCAGGGAAUACAUCUCUUUUAUCCUCGCUUAUGAAUAAGAUGUCACAGGUGAACCCUGCCCUGUUCAACGCCAUGAACCUGAAGACGGAGAUGGAGGCCGGCCAGGGAGGCAACACCUCGGAGGCAGCACAGUAUCUGAACAGAGUGCUGAAGAGGCCCCUGCCAGAAAAAUCCACCGAGAUCUGGAGGACAUACCUCCGCAGGUUUGACACAGAUGACUUCUGUGAGGCUCAGUGUGACUUCCUACAGAAAGUGCACUUUCACUGCUUGGUGGAGGACUGUGGGGCACUCUUCAGCACUGUGGAUGGGGCCAUAAAACAUGCUAACUUCCACCUCCGUGCCACCUUGAAAGUGAAGUCAGAGCCUCAGUUCGGCGAGGGCAAGGACUCCAGCGAGGGGGCCUCGCUGCAGCCUGCUGCCCCCGUCUCCAUGGCCAACAAUCCCUCCAUGGAUGUGGCACACCUCACCUCCUCUGGUGGGUACAGCUCUCCUCCUCCCGCCCUGCUGGCCUGGAAGCAGCUGACUGGCAGCAUCCCUCAGAUGUCGGCCUCGAUGCCCAACCUGCCAGCCAACUCCCCGCUUGCCACCACCUCCCUGGAGAAUGCUAGACCCCAGGUCAAACCUGGUUUUCUGCAGUUUCAGGAAAAUGAUCCCUGUUUGGCUACCGACUGUAAAUACAGUAACAAGUUCCACUUCCACUGCUUGUUUGGGAAUUGCAAGUAUGUGUGCAAGACAUCUGGCAAGGCCGAGUCCCACUGCUUGGACCACAUCAACCCCAACAACAACCUGGUCAACGUCCGUGACCAGUUUUCCUACUACUCUCUCCAGUGUCUCUGUCCCAACCAGCACUGCGAGUUCAGAAUGAGGGGCCACUAUCACUGUCUGCGGCCAGGCUGCUCCUUUGUCACUAAUAUCACCACCAAGCUGCCAUGGCACGUCAAGAAGCACGAAAAGGCAGAACGCCGCGCCGCCAAUGGCUUCAAAUAUUUCACCAAGAGGGAGGUGUGUGGGAGGCUGGGUUGCAAGUAUAACCAAGUCAACAGCCACUUCCACUGCAUCCGCGAUGGCUGCCAGUUCUCCUUCCUGCUCAAGCACCAGAUGACCUCGCAUGCACGCAAACACAUGAGGCGGAUGCUCGGGAAGAACUUCGACAGAGUCCCGUCACAGGGGAUGCCACAGAGGCCAGACGGGUCCGGCAUGAUGGGGACCCAUCCUGGUAUCAACAGCUUCAUGGACGAGACUGAUGAUUACAUGGACUACAUGGGAGGAGGGGGCAGCCCCUUGGGCCUCUCCUCCGAGUCCUCUAACCAGGACCGGAGCUGCAGCAGCACACCUGUAGGCAACGAUGGUUCUCCAGCAGGACAAGGCUGGCCCGCCACCACUUCUGCUCCUACCACCCCUGCUGACACUAGCGCUACCCACAAUGCACCUCCUUCUCCUCCACUACCACCUCCACCAUCUCUUCCUCUCUUCGCUCUUCAGCCUGGCCUCCAGUCCCAGGCCUCAUCCCUCUCUCCUGCUCUCCUCCGACCUCCUCUGUCCUCACUCCCAUACCUCCUCUCUCCAUCCUGUCUGUCAUACUCUCUGCUCAGCGCCUCUCUGGGAGCCACUCGGAGUGUUGUCAUGCCAACCAACACACCAGCUUUCAGCCCCAUCAUUGCCACUCCGUCUCCAGUUAAAAAUGACGUCCCUAUAGUACAGGAUGCUGCAGGCAACACCAUCUCCAUUCCCACUGCCACUGGGGCAAAGAAGCGCUUUUGGAUCAUCGAGGACAUGUCACCAUUCGGCAAGCGCCGCAAGACCCCGUCGUCGCGUAAGAUGCUGGAUGAGGGGAUGAUGCUGGAGGGCUUCAGGCGCUAUGACCUCUACGAGAACUGCAAGGACCCGGGCUGCCAGUUUUCUCUGAAAGUGACCCACUACCACUGCACACGUGAGAACUGUGGCUACAAGUUCUGCGGCCGCACCCACAUGUAUAAGCACGCGCAGCACCACGACCGUGUGGACAACCUGGUCCUGGAUGACUUCAAGCGCUUCAAAUCCUCACUCAGCUGCAACUUCCCCGACUGCCAGUUUUCCGGCAACAGCACCCACUUCCACUGUCUGCGCUGCGGCUUCCGCUGCACCGACAGCACCAAGGUGACGGCCCACCGCAAGCACCACGGCAAGCAAGAUGUGAUCAGCGCCGCUGGCUUCUGCCAGUUCAGCUCCAGUGUUGAUUGUGAGGUUCCCGACUGCAAAUAUAAGCUCAAGUGCUCGCACUUCCACUGCACCUUCCCUGAGUGUAAGCACACGGUGGUGGGCAUGUCCCAGAUGGACUCCCACAAGAGAAAGCACGAGAAGCAGGAGCGUGGUGAGCUGCCGUCUGUGUCGCCCAAGCAGGAAGGGGUGCACCACCUGGGAGGAAGUGUGUCCACGGUCCCUCUGCUCUCGAUGGGUGUUUCUUCUUCUUCGCCGAGCGUCGUCCACGGUUUGUCCCGCAGCAUUAACAGCAGCGCUCCCUCCAUGCUCUAUCCAACAGGUGGCAUCGGGUUAGAGUACAACCACCUGUACCCACCGUCCUCUAUCAGCCUGGACGGCUCCCUCAACCUGGGCACCGACACCAGCAGCUCCCUGUUCUUCCUGAAGAACGCCAUCGGUCUGGGUCUCAGCGACUCACUGGACCUCAGCAAGAAAAUGCACCAAGAGGCAAUGCGAUCCAGCCACAACCCGGAGCCCCCGCUGUGUCUGCCGGCGGCUCAGGACGACACCACGGGAACGUCCGGAGAGGCUGAGGACGACCUGUCGCCAGAGGAGGAGGCACACGCAGAGGAGGAGGAAGAGGACGAGGAGGAUGAGGAGGAGGACGAGGAGGAGGAUGAGGCAGAGCUAAACAGUGACUCAAAUGAUGAUUCGAUGCCGGAGCCUGAUGGUGAAAAGGACAAUGGCGAGAGUUUUGAUGCUUCUCUUAACCACACUGAUACUUCCCAACUGGAAAAGAAUUGAGAGAAAAACUACCAGUGACUGUAGGGACUGAAGAAAUACUCUGUGUACUAUGAACCAACAAAAAUGAAAGUGGCCUCAUUUAUCAUGUCAAGAGACUUCAGAUGACAACAAAAAACAACAGCGUGGAAAGAAAUGACGGCCCAAAAUGAUUUAUUAUGAUGUUUACAAGAUGACCAACAUUAUUAAUUCAAUUAUGCAUUAAAAAAAAUACGAACGGAGACACAGAAUUAGGCCCUGGUUUACACACAGGGCAGCAAUGUAAAGCAUUUUACUACACAUCAGUCUUUUUGUGUGCGUGCAUGUUUGACUUUAAUUUAUUUUAAUUUCUUUCACUUUUUUGUGUGGAUAAAAAAAAAUGUUAGAAAAACAAAAACAAAUCUCUCUAUAUAACUAUAUAUGUAAGUGUGUGUGUGUUUGUGUGAGUGUGUGUGUGUGUGUGUGUGAACGACGAUAUACAAAAGGAAAUUGCUGGUACAGGCGACAUGAACUGCAGGGCCGUGAAUACAUAGAAAAAGGGAGGUAGAUCACUAAGGGGAAGCAGGAUACAUUCAAACAUUUGAUCUUUUUUGCUGUAUUAUUAUUAUUAUUAUUAUUAUUAUUAUUAUGAGACACUGAGUGAAAAGGGAGUUACAUGUUGCUUGUUCCCAUCUCUGUUUGAGGUUUUUCUUUGUUCUCAAUGACAUGUGGAAUUGACCAGUACAUAUUUGGUCAGUCUCGGCUGCCGGUCUCAACAGUUCUCCGACAUUCUGCUAGAAACAUUCAACUAGCACCAAAACCAAGCUCAACCCUUGUAAUUUUGCCCCCUGCAGAGGAAUCAAGUUUGUGUGUGAAUAGUGCACUUUUAUAUUAGCUGACCACGAUGAUUACGACGAUGAUAGAUAACUCAUAAGCAUAUUUAAAAAAUAUUUUUGUUACCAUUUGCAUCUUUGCAUUAUUAUGUUGUUUUGUUGUGUUGUUAGUCCGAAGCAUAUCGAUCUGUAAGCAGGCGAGGUUGUGAUUAACGGCCAGAGAGUCAGGAUGUGAUGGGGGGGUGACGGAGAAAACGAUGAGUCACUCAGAUGCCGAGCGAGGGGGACGUCAGAGAGUGUGUUUUAUGUUUGAAAAUUUACAGACCGAAAAUGUCUUAAUGGCAUUUUGUUUCCAUUCAAUAUGGCUGUGGUUUAGCUCCUGUUGUAACGGUUUUUAUUUAAUAUUUAUGUGACCUUCCAAUGAGAAUUUUCUAGGGUGUUAUUGCACUUUUUAGGUUCAUUUUUACCGUCUGAAAAAAAAUAUGAUAAAUAUCUUUUAACAGGGAAUUUUGCUUUAAAGAUGUUUUAGUUCACUUUUGCUUUAAUGCACAAAUAGAUGUUAGUGUGACAAAGAACUGUUGUUCUGUGAUUUAUUUAAAGACUGGUUUUUAUUUUGCUUCCGUGAUUCGACAGUUUAAAAAAAAAGAAGAAGAAAGGAAAUGGGUGCACCGGAAACACACAGCGCCCUGAUGAGAAACACUAAUACGGACUGUGAUUUUAAAUGAAUUCUUAAGAAGUUCAUGGCAAUGCUCACUUACUGUAGUUCUAAAUUAUAAAUCUGUCAAAGCCACCCGCUGGUUUAUAUUGAGCGAAUAUGUUCGACCGACAAGUGGACACACUGAUCAUGAAUAAUCUCCUGAGCUUGGCAUUGGAAAUAAACGAUCAUAAUAUAGGGAAUAAUGUGUGUAGAUGAUAUUCCUCCAGAUAUUGUUUUGAGAAGAAAAAAAAAGGUUGUACAGUAUUUUCCUCUGUAAAAAAUAACUAUAUAUGAACAAAAUGCUCUUUUUCGUCAACAGCUUCCUUUAAAAAGAAAACCGUUAAAAGGAGAAAUGAAUAAUAAAACGUAAACAAUUAAAAUAGCCUCAUCAUAGUUUGCUUGUGUGCGUGCCCUUUUUUUUUAACUACCCCAGAUCUUUUGGAACAAGUAGUUCAUACUGUAGCAUUUGGCAGAUUCCAUUAUGAUGUUUGCAGUAUAUUUUUUUUUUUUCUUUUUCCAAACUGUCAGAAGCUCAAACUAAAAUACACUGAUUUGAAUUCAUUCAUCGAUGUUUCUGUUUUAUUCAACGACUCAUUUUAUUCAUUGUCAUUUAUCUAUGUGUGCUUUUUUGUUCUUUUUCCUCAUGAAUUGAAAUUCUUGCUUUAUAUUGACUUUGCUGUGGGCACGCCUCGUUCAGACUGAACUGUCUCCCGGGACUCUGCUGCAAAGCGCUGGUUUUGUUUUCUCAUCAGAUAACCGUAGGGGCUGGGAGACAUUGUGCACUUGAAUUCAGUUUGUGUUUGUGUGUGUGUAUGUGUGAGUGUGUGAGGGUGUGAAAUAGCAGGAUUUGUAAAAAGUUGAAAAUAAAGAAACUAUAAUUAUUAUAACUAUAUACAUGUAGUGAUUGAUAGUGCUUCAGCCUGAGGACAUUUUGGGUGCUGUGUGGAGGGUAGCGGUGCUGCUGGACGACGGCAGGGCAAAAGGUCACGACAGCGAUCUCUCUGUCUUUUUCUAUCUGUCAGUGACACUAAGAGUGUGUGUUUGUGUGUGUGUGUGUGUGUGUCUCCCUGUGAGAGAGACAGACAGCCCACGAAACACAGACCUGUGGCUCCGUCCCAGCUGCUCAGAGCUUUGAUUCAUAUUUUAUGACCUUUUGCGCCUUUUUCCUGCUUUGUUCCGCUUUUAA